This is a messenger RNA of Nematolebias whitei (Rio pearlfish), 1919 nucleotides long. RefSeq names its product F-box and leucine-rich repeat protein 14b (gene fbxl14b). Gene Ontology annotation, molecular function: protein binding. The record is from RefSeq and is a predicted model, not a curated record. Lineage: Eukaryota; Metazoa; Chordata; Actinopteri; Cyprinodontiformes; Rivulidae. The transcript has a single exon. Gene Ontology annotation, cellular component: SCF ubiquitin ligase complex. Gene Ontology annotation, biological process: SCF-dependent proteasomal ubiquitin-dependent protein catabolic process. Bases 507 to 1709 code for a protein of 400 amino acids.
GUUGAGGGUGCCGCUUUUUGUUUUUUCCUCUCGUUCUGAAAUGUACGACCGUCUGGAUCCCCGCUCGGCGGCGAGAGGAAGGCUUUUUGUGGGUCUAAUACAAGGAAGCGUCGUCUGAGAGAGGGGGGACGGAUAGACGCCUUUUCCUCCUCCUCCUCCUUCCUUUUGCCCCCUUUCCUGCUCUUUUUUGGCAGAUAGUGGGGUUGAAACUGGAGUAAACGCUUUAUUUUGUUUAUCUUUGCUCCUAUAAAAACAUUUGAAUCCUGCUGCGCAACCACACCGGAUCACGUGGCACUGGAAAAGAGUUGAAUCGAUUUUUGCACAGUUCUGUCAGUGAGGGGGAAAAGAGAGGAACGCACAACUCUUUCCUUUCUACUUUUGCAGAUAACUGGGACUGUUGAUACUUCUGCAUAAUCCUGAGAGCCUAAGGUGUUGAAGAGGGUUCAUUUUUUUCACCCUUGGAGGUUUGGAGUAUUGAUUCUUAUAUGCCUGGGGUUUGAAAAACAAUGGAGACGCACAUUUCGUGCCUCUUCCCGGAAAUUUUGGCUAUGAUUUUCAGUUAUCUGGACGUGAGGGACAAAGGCAGGGUAGCCCAAGUAUGCAUCGCUUGGAGGGAUGCGUCCUACCACAAGUCGGUGUGGAGGGGGGUCGAAGCCAAGCUGCACCUCCGCCGGGCAAAUCCAUCCUUGUUCCCAAGCCUUCAGGCCAGGGGCAUCCGGAGGGUCCAGAUCCUGUCUCUGCGCCGCAGCCUGAGCUAUGUCAUCCAAGGGAUGCCCAACAUCGAGUCCCUUAAUCUGUCCGGCUGCUACAACCUGACGGAUAACGGGCUGGGCCACGCAUUUGUGCAAGAGAUCCCAUCGCUGAGGGUUUUGAACCUGAGUCUUUGCAAGCAGAUCACGGAUUCCAGCUUGGGCCGAAUUGCCCAGUACCUGAAAAACCUGGAGGUGCUGGAGCUUGGUGGCUGCAGCAACAUCACCAACACUGGGCUUCUGUUGAUAGCGUGGGGCCUCCACAGACUUAAGAGCCUUAAUCUGAGGUCCUGCAGGCAUGUCUCAGAUGUGGGAAUUGGACAUUUGGCGGGUAUGACCCGUAGUGCAGCAGAGGGCUGCUUAAACCUGGAGUACCUGACUCUCCAAGACUGUCAGAAACUGACAGACCUGUCACUUAAACAUAUUUCCAAGGGGCUGACCAAGCUGCGGGUGCUGAACCUGAGCUUCUGUGGUGGGAUCUCAGAUGCUGGGAUGAUCCACCUGUCCCACAUGACCUCCCUGUGGAGCCUCAACCUACGCUCUUGUGACAACAUCAGUGACACGGGGACUAUGCACCUUGCCAUGGGCACUCUCAGGCUCUUUGGACUCGACGUUUCUUUCUGUGACAAGAUCGGGGACCAGACACUUGCAUACAUAGCUCAGGGGCUGUACCAGCUGAAGUCCCUGUCCCUGUGCUCGUGUCACAUCUCUGACGACGGGAUCAACCGGAUGGUGAGGCAGAUGCACGAGCUGAGGACCCUGAACAUUGGACAGUGCGUGCGCAUCACAGACAAAGGGCUGGAGCUCAUAGCGGACCACCUGACCCAGCUGGUGGGCAUCGACCUGUAUGGAUGUACCAAGAUCACCAAGAGGGGACUGGAGAGGAUCACCCAGCUCCCCUGCCUUAAAGUGUUGAACCUGGGACUCUGGCAGAUGACGGAGAGUGAGAAAGUUAGGUGAUUGGAAGAGUUUUAGGAGUCUGUGUGUUUUUUCAUUUUAUUUUAUUUUUUGGUUUCUGUUUGGAAAAAGGAACACAAAAGCAGGAAGUUGGGCUAAAAAGUUGAUUUUUCAUCACUUAAUUAAAAAAGAAGAACCUUCUUGCCUCCUCCAUGUGGCUAGAUUUUCUUUUAUUUUGUUGCAGGGUUUAAAAUUUAUAUCCGUGAUAUAAUU